AUGGACCCCAAUAUCAAGAUCCCGGUGGAGGUGGAUCCCACCGAGGACACAGAAUGGAACGAUAUUCUUCGUGCCAAGGGUAUCAUUCCAGAACGUCCUCCUUCUCCCACGGCAGAGCUUGAAGCUGCUCUUGAGGAAGCUGUAAAGAAGCAACAUGAAAAUCGUUUGGAAGGAAAAGAUUUGGAUGAGUUAGAUGAACUCGAAGACGAAGAAGAUGAAGAGUUUCUCGACACGUACCGCAAACAGAGAAUGCAACAGAUCAAAGAACUCACACAAAAACAAAAAUAUGGCUCGGUGUUGCCGAUAACAAAACCAGAGUACGAAAAAGAAGUCACAAAUGCUUCCAAAGAAUGUUUCGUUUUGUUACAUAUGACGUCACAGUCCAGCAUCCAAAGUAGACUUCUCAGUUCCUUGAUGGUGACAUUGGCUCUGAGGUUUCCUGAAAUCAAAUUCUGUGAAAUUCCUGCCAACCGAUGCGUGGAAAAUUACCCUGAUUCCAACUGCCCCACUCUUCUUGUAUACCAUGACACGGCAGUAGUGAAGCAGUAUAUCACACUCACGCAAUUGGGUGGAAACGAUACUAAGAUUGCCGAUUUGGAGAAGACUUUAGUGGGAAUCGAUGCGGUACCUGAAACCGAUAAAAGGCUCACCAUGAACCAGCUCGACGAUGAUUUGCAAGAAAGUCGAAAACUCCGGUUUAUGAAAAAGUCCAUUCGUGAAGAUGAUUCCGACGAUGACUUUGACGAUUAG
Molecule: messenger RNA, 750 nt
Organism: Meyerozyma guilliermondii ATCC 6260
Lineage: Eukaryota; Fungi; Ascomycota; Pichiomycetes; Serinales; Debaryomycetaceae
Exons: 1
Coding region: 1-750 (249 amino acids)
Biological process (GO): protein folding
Cellular component (GO): cytoplasm
Source: RefSeq, a predicted model, not a curated record